CGUUAAAAAGGAAGAGCUUAGCCUUGAACCCUUACCACCUUCCUUCCCCAUUUUCUCCAAAUUCAUCAACCAGAAACUGUUUCCCUACCCUCUCUCUUCCUCUCGCUGAAAAAUUUGUUCUUGACCGUACAUAAUACCCCAAAACCCUUUUCCUCCAGCACCGUAGAAUUUGUGGGCUUGUCUCAGCCAUCAACCCCAUUUAGAUUUUUUCCUGUUUUGUAAUUAAUCACACAAUCCGCUUCGUUACCAUGGGAAAACGGAAACGAAUUUCUGAUCAGACCCAGACCGAUCAUCAACCUCUUGUGUGUUCUCCUUCUACAGCGUAAUGAUAGAGGAAAGUGAAGAAAUGAAAUACUCUUUUGAGCUACUUGAAACGGUUCCAUUGAUGGGCACCUGAGAAAACGUGAUACGUCUACUUAUUUGGGCCAAUCUUAAUUGUUUCAGAAGUCAUUCCAUGCUCCUCUGAGAUGGACCUAUUGUCAGACGAGAAAUCUUCACAUUCAGGUGAGCCUGGUGUGGGUCUUCCAGCACCUGUUUUGGAUAUAACAGAUGAUCCUUUGAGGUUAUUAAAUGCCCAUCCAACAACAGCACAUCAUUAUCAGAGUGUCAGCCGUCCUAUACAUUUGAAGCGGUCACGACAUUACUAUGGUCAUCAAUACUCUCGACGUAACUCUGCAAAUCAUGCCAAUGCAUCAUCUUCUUGUGGAAAGAACACUUUGUCGUAUGAUGAGAGGCUUUCUUUUAAGUUAGCUUCUCAAUCCAUGUCAGAAUCUAAACGUCACACAGAAUUCAAAGAUAAGAUAUUUUCCCGUCCAGAGAGAAUCCGCUCGAGUUCCUUAGCUGCAGAUGCCGCGUCCUCUGAUGCAGUCAAGAUGGUUUGCGGGGUAUGUCAGAAGCCAUUGAAAAGGAAAAUUUUUCUGCAUGGGCCAUUAUCUCCCUCUGAAUUGUAUUCUUCCUGUGACCAAUCUUCAAUUGUGGCAGUCCUAGUUUGUGGUCAUGCUUAUCAUGCAGAAUGCUUAGAUCAGAAAACCAGCUUCGAAGAAAGACGAGACCCGCCAUGCCCUGUGUGUGAGUCUACUUCUGCAGGAUGAUGAACUCAAAACUUGCUACUGAACAUGAACAAUGUGAAAGAGUAGAGUUUUCUGCAAGAUCAUGACAUGAAGGGGGUAGUUUGUAUUGGUUGAAAUGGAAUGCGAGAGGUGGGAUAUUCAGUAUAGAUGAUGUACGUUAGGGUCUGUAUUAUCGGGUGGUAGGGUUUUCUGUAUAGAGGGAAAUAUAAGAUGGCAACUUACGCUUUGCUUUGACAUGUGUUGAGAGUUGAGACUGAUAUAUUGCAGUUGCCAGGGAUGUUUCAGAAUUCUAAUGACUGCUAAUAAAAAUGUUAGCUAUUGCUCAA
Messenger RNA from Prosopis cineraria, 1396 nucleotides. RefSeq lists its product as uncharacterized. NCBI's taxonomy places the organism in Eukaryota, Viridiplantae, Streptophyta, Magnoliopsida, Fabales, Fabaceae. Bases 468 to 1091 code for a protein of 207 amino acids. The transcript has 5 exons. The record is from RefSeq and is a predicted model, not a curated record.